Molecule: messenger RNA, 2415 nt
Organism: Hyalella azteca
Lineage: Eukaryota; Metazoa; Arthropoda; Malacostraca; Amphipoda; Hyalellidae
Product: transient receptor potential channel pyrexia
Exons: 11
Biological process (GO): transmembrane transport; monoatomic ion transport
Cellular component (GO): membrane
Molecular function (GO): protein binding; monoatomic ion channel activity
Source: RefSeq, a predicted model, not a curated record
UUUGCUGAUUGCUGAACUUGGACUUCAACUAAGAAAAUAUCGUAGAGCAUUGAAACUGUGAAGCAUAGAGAUUAACUCAUUUCCUACGUGCACUGGAACAAUAAUAUUCAUACAGAAUGAGAUUGUGUAGGCUCUGUGUGUUUUGUGUGGUUAUGUGUAAGAAGCUCACCUGAUACACGUGACAACAUGGCAACCCUGACCCCCAAGGUGUCGGGGGACAGCACCGGCACCCCUACACUCGGAGACUACCCCCAUAACCCCCUCCUCCAGCGACUUAUGAAGGCGGUCGAAAACAGGAACAUGGCAGACAUGCUCGCCCUCCUGCAGGCGGGGGUGAAGGUCAAUCACCACGAAGGAUCCUUCUCUGAGACCGCCCUGCAUAAAGCUGUUAUGAUCUCGUGGGAGGAAGGGGUGCAGGCCCUGCUGGGGGCGGGUGCCCGCGUCUUCACCAAGAAUCAGUUUGGUCAGACGCCCCUGCACUACGCGGCCUGCGCACGGUCCGUCGAGUGUACGCGCCUCCUGCUGCUGCACGAUCAGGCACAUGCGACCGUGCGCAAAGACCUCAAUCCUACAGCUAAGGACCUCAAUUCUGUGGGGAAUAACCUCAAGACCUCACGCAAAGACUUCAUUUCUAAGCGCAAGGACCUCGGGACCUCGCGCAAGGACCGCGGGCUCGUCAGUUCAGCGCGGGCAAGCGUCGUGAACCACAAAGACAUGCGCGGACGAACAGCUCUGCACGACGCCUCCGAGCAGGCGUGUGUUGAGAUCAUCAAGAUGCUGCUGGACUCCCACGCCAUUGUUGAUAUUAAAGAUAAUGAGCAAGAGACGCCGCUCUAUAAGGCCGCUAAGGCGUGCGCGGUGCCGGCGAUGCUGGCGCUGCUGGACGGCGGGGCGAGCCUCACCGCCCCCACCACAAUCGCUGACGCUGACAGCGUCCUUACCUACGCCCUCAGACACAUGCCAGGAGGCAUGGAGGCGCUGUUUGACAGCUGCCUCCUCACCAACACCUCCAAUUUCAACUCGAAGACGUUGGAGGUGAAGUUCAACUUCACCCCGUGUAUCAGCACCAAUGAGAAGAAUCAGAUGAAAUGUCUGUGGCAGAUUGUUGAAUUCGGUCACGCGAAGCUGUUGAAACACCCACUUUGUGAGACGUUUCUGCUUAUGAAGUGGUUCAAAGUGAAGAAAUUCUUCUACGUACAGUUCAUGUAUUACUUUUUGUAUGCUAUUCUUACCACACUCCUCACGUUCGACAAGUUCCUAGAAAAAGAAUGUCCACGGGAAGACUUCGUUAUCAAUACCAAUAUAAGCAGUGCAAACGAUGAGAACUAUUACAGUUUAGUCAACGCAAACUUAACAGACAACAACAACGAAUCCAAAAUACUCCCUGAAGAGGUGCGGCUAAUGUUAUUGAGUGUGGUGUUGGUUCAAGCCAUAAUAGUGUUGUUCUCGCUAGUCCUGUCAUUAAUAUACACUUUCACGAGCUUCAAGUUUUCGCUAUGGAACGUCCUGCACGCGGUGAUAGCGCUUCUGGUAUUCCUGGUACUACCAUUCGACUCCCUCGCUACCAGGUACUGGCAGCAGCACCUUGCCGCCGUCCUCCAGUUGGUACUGUGGACCCAGUGUAUGUUGCUGGUAGGGCAAAUACCUGCAUGUGGUAUCUACGUGGUAAUGUUCGCGCGGGUAGCCGGGGUAUUCGUGCGCAUUUUCGCUGUGUACUUCAGCCUGCUGCUCGCGUUCACGUUCUCAUUCCACAUUUCUGAACACGUUCAUGGCGUUUCAUGCGCCACGAUCUUGGACGUUUAUCAGACGUUCCUCAAAACACUGACGAUGAUGCUGGGCGAGCUCGACUACUCCAAGGAGUUGGUGAUACAGCUCAGCUAUUUACCCUUCACGUCGCACAUCAUCUUCCUGACGUUCAUCAUUCUCGUGGCCAUCAUCUUGUCCAACCUCCUCGUCGCUCUCGCCGUCAACGACGUUCAGAGCCUGCGCAACUCCGCUCUCCUGGAGCGGCUCAUCAAGCAGAUGGAGUUGGUGUUCGAGAUGGAGCAGAGCUUCUACGGCAUCUCUUACCUGCUCCGCCAGCUCAGACUGCACAGGAUCUCCAAGUACCCUCUGCACGCGACUUUCUACGACCACAAGCUUACGUCUGUCUCCAUGAAGCCUUACGAUCCUCGUAAGGUAUGCCGUAACUUGUGUCGAAACAGCAGGCUCAACCGGCUCAGGUCGACCGAGUACAACAACAACGAGGACCUGAAAGACUGCCUCAAACACCUCGAGUCGAACAUCACCGACGCUGUUUGUGACCGCCUCAGUGAGGUGGUGACCGCGACGGGGGCGCUAGCGUCGCGCGUGCGGGCGCUGGAGGGCGAGCUGCGCAUCCUGCGCCGCGCCCUCGCCCCCACCGACGCCCCCCGU